This is a messenger RNA of Dufourea novaeangliae, 1035 nucleotides long. RefSeq names its product LETM1 domain-containing protein 1. Gene Ontology annotation, biological process: intracellular monoatomic cation homeostasis. Gene Ontology annotation, molecular function: ribosome binding. Bases 1 to 1035 code for a protein of 344 amino acids. The record is from RefSeq and is a predicted model, not a curated record. Gene Ontology annotation, cellular component: mitochondrial inner membrane. The transcript has 3 exons. NCBI's taxonomy places the organism in Eukaryota, Metazoa, Arthropoda, Insecta, Hymenoptera, Halictidae.
AUGUAUAAAUUAUUGUGUAAAAGAUUAAUUUAUCAGAAUCAGUAUACGUUACCUUUCACACGUACUUGUAUACAACAAUGUCAAACACAAGCAGAAAAAAAGAUAGAGAAAAGCAGAGUAUCCAAUAUUAGAAAGUAUUGGUUCGAUAAAUAUAUAGAUUAUGUUAAAAAUUAUGAACACAUAAUGGAAAAGAAUUUUCCACAGACCAUGCAGGUAUAUCGUGUGUUCACUAUUGGCACUAGAGAAUUAAUUAAAGAAGUAAAAAGAUCUAUCUCAAUAGUGAAGAAGCCAAUUAAUGAUUUAACAACAGAAGAGCUGCAAAUAAGUUAUACAAUGCCAAAAGACUUAAUAAAAAUGUGUCCUGUUCUAUUAAUAUGUGCUAUCCCAUUUACAAACUAUGUCAUAUUUCCUCUGGCAUAUUAUUUUCCGAGAUAUCUUCUAACUUCUCAUUAUUGGACACCACAACAAAAACUUGAUUUUCUGCUAUUAGAUCAUAAAAAGCGAUUAAAACACAAUAGACCAUUAUUCAGAUGUAUGCAGGCGGAACUCCAUAAUAUUAAAAAUCAAACAUUAAAAGCAAAAUGGGAUGGUGUUAUCGCAUGUCUUGGUAGUGGCACACAUCCACAUAUAGAAGAUAUUAUUACCUGUUCUGAAUUAUUCAAUGGUUCACCAUAUGCAUUAGAGAAUCUUAAAAGAAGACAUAUAACAGAAUUACUCGCCAUACAUGAUAUAUCGUCUUGGGGACCUUUCAGGAAAAAAAAAUUAUUUGAUAGAGGCAUGCUAAUAAAACAAAUGGAUGAAGCUAUACAGAAAGAAGGAGGAGUUACAGAAAUGUCAAAUGAUGCAAUAUGUUGGGCACUUUCAUUUAGAGGUCUUAGCCCUGCAAAUAUGUCAAUAGAAAAUAUGAGAAAGUGGCUUGAUCAAUGGCUCAUAAUAUCAAACACUGUCAAGAAAAACACAAUUUCAUUAUUAUUACACAGUCCAAUACUAUUGGCAUAUAAUCAUCCUAAUAAUUGGAUUCUUAUAUAUAGUUGA